UUUGACCUUGCGUUUUAUCGAUAGACGCUAUUUAGAAACAUUGCUACAACAGUAGGGAAAGUAAGAAAGCUUCUGUUGUAAAAUGCUUAUUAUAAUUCAUGAAGACGUUCACCUUUGCGCAGGAUGCGUGUUUAUGUUGCAUGUUGAUCAUUCUUUCGAUAGGUUGAGAGCAUCGAUGAUGAGGAGAACAUCGUCGGGAAUCAUUUGGCUUUGUUUGCUGAGCAGUGUUUGGUUGCCAUUUACCAAAGGAGGUGAGUAUUAUUCUAAUUUUUCUUCUUUUCCAUUAAGAUCUUAAGUUUAAUCGGAAGCAAUCUCUCGAAGCUAUUUGAAGUGAGCGUUCAAAUGCCACCUUUAAUUGUCAAGUUUACAUGCUUGUUGUAUAAGAAGCGCAAUUUCUUCGCCAUAUCAUUAAUCCCUUCAAUAAAGAUAAAAGUUCAGUGGAUUUAAAUUCAAUUUGCUUGCAAAACACAAUCCUUUUAAUCGAAUACAUCUUUAUUUCUUGUGGCCAUCGCUGAGAUUUUUUUUGUGCGUUGAACCAUUACACGAAUAAUCUAGAAGCCUUCUUCAAAAUUCUUGCGACUUCAAACUUACAUUCUAUGACCAAUUCGAAGAAUAAACUUUUCACGUCGCUUUAGUCAGCAUUAACAAAAGCAAAAAGACGAAAUUUUUUGCAGUUUGACAUUAUCAUUUUGGAUAUUUAGUAAAAUGCUGAUAGGAUGAACAAGCGCAGGAAAUUUGUUCGAUCAUUUCCUAAUUAUAAAGGAAAAGCCCGGAGCAGUGCCUUUGAAACCUUACUCCACAUUUAUCUGAACAAUAAAAUGAAUUAUGAAAAAGAAACCUUGAACUCUGAAGUGAGAUGACUUAUAUCAGACUUUCGGCAUUGCGGUACUUGUCAUAGGGUGUACAGAAGUAGGUGUGCAGAAAUACUGCAAGUUAAAGCAAAAUGAUUUCGCACAUAAAUAAGUUUUGCUUGAGUGUUCUGCCAGCGCACACAGUGUUAAAUAAUUUCUUCAAAUUGUAGCUUUCCCUGAUGUAAUGAUGUUUCUGCGCGUUGUUAUAUUUCGUUAAUUUACGUUAAUUUUUUGUACCUAAAAUUGCAUAUUGUUCAACAGGCUGAUCAUGAUUAGAGAGUAUUUGUUGAUCUGUCUAGUCAACUCGUUAUGAGACUAUGAGACUUUUCUUUAUUAAUUUUUCCUCGAAAAACUGUUAUUCGUGCGAAUUAACCAAUCUUCAUCCUGGAAAUUAAGGGCAAUGUAUAAUUUUCAUCGUCUCAUUGAGUUAGAAGACUGCUAUUAUACCAUAUCUCGACAACUAUUUAGUAGUGAAACAAUAUCAACAACAAAUACUACAGUUUAUUACAAUGUACGGAGAUCUGUCCUUACCCAAAAAGAACUGGUUACUUCAAUGAGCUAAAUCUCUUCCAAGAGAGGAACCUUCUUAAUGAACUCUGAUGCACUGAUGUGUUCAAAACAGGAUCUUUGGCACUCGAAUAUCAUAAUUGGCAUUUAAGGCAACAAAACUUCUGUGUUUGGAAUUUAAAGAGUGAAUAACGGUAUCCUCGAUCUGGAUAAAUCUCUAUCUGGUGGAUAGCACAAUAUUUUUAUUAACGUUUGUUAACUGGAUAGCGAUUUAUCCGUUGGAUUGUGUUAUUCGCCUUUAGAGAAACUGAGCCCUUGGCUCUAUGUGAAAAAAACAAAUUACAACAUUUUACAGCUCUACAUCAUCACGAAGAAGACAAGCAAUUCUUCUUUGUUGAACCUUCCUAUGGGUAAAUGAGCCUGUUUCCUUUCUCAAUGAAUUUGCUUUUGUCCAGCAUGAUUAUCAAAAUAUCAACUAAAAGGUACCUUCGCGUUAUGUGUUGGAGCCAUUCUUUCGAGAGCUUGAGUUUUAAUUUUUCUUUUUAUUUCCUCGCAGCAUCAGAAUACAUCAUAAACGAGAAAUACGAUGGUAUGUACAAACAAUGAUUCAUAUGAUUUGUUAAAAAUAGCGGGAUCACUGUCAGUGGCUGAGCAACUGCUUACCUACCCCUUCCCAAGGUUCUUCUCAUGUUACCCUCCCUUAAUCCAACAACAGUCAAUUGAUAGCAAUUUAGGGUUAACGUUGGGUUAGGGGAGGGGUAGGUGGGAAGAUUCUCAGAUACUGACAUUGAUCUAAAUAAAGUGACAUAUAGUUCUCAUCAUUGCUGUGGCUAUGAAACUUGCUUUUGAUGUGUUAGUAUUAUGUAAGAUUCCUAUGUGGAAAAUAGGGUAGCAUUUUGAAAGUAGCAACUAUACUAUUUAGUACUCACCAAUAGACAUAAUGAUAGAGUGUAUAUGUAGCUUCACCACUUGGAAAUAUGUCAUGAGUAGUUUCAACGAUCUACCAGAUUCGACACUGAAACACUGCUCAGAAAUGGAACGCCAAUUUUUCUACUUCAUUUAUUACUUUCAGCUAUUCUUGUGGACUGUGCCAUUGCAUUCCUUGUUUUGGCCAUAAUUUUUUUGGUUCUUCUGCUCAUUACAUCAGUGUUCAUUUACAGGAGGAUGGACGAUGGCGACGAGAGGUAAAUAACAGUUAUUUUAAAGAGAAAUGUUUAAAAACUUGCAUCACAAGAGAGUCAGAAGGAGUAUCUUCAUCGUUGUCGGGUUUUAAAGUCAAACGAAAGUACAUAAAGUGAGUCUUUGAAUAUUUCAAAAAAGUCAGACCAAACAACAAAACACAAUAGAAAAACAUUCUAACAAAGAAAUAAAUGUUUUUAUAAAUAGCUGAAGAAAGGAAUAGAAAAAGAGUAAAAAAAGAAAUCCAAUGAAAACCAAGAAAGUUACGUAUGGUGGGGUCAUACUUCCACUACGAUUUCGUGUAACUUACGAUGUGAAGAUUGUCAUUAUGAGCAGAUGACAUUAGUAACCAUGUUUCGAAAUUGGUUUGGUCUUGUCUCCAGUUCCUUGCCACAAAUUUCUUUCGAUGGCUCAGUUAUCAUUUUUAACCUUGCUAGCCUAUUUGUGAGUGUACAAUUUUCCUAACAUAAAGUAUGUCUAAUAGUACGACUUAAAUCUAUCUUCAACUGGACUUUUUACAAGACAAUGAGAUUUUAUCAACUGAGUUGAGCGUUUGCUCCUCGUCAGGACUAACGGAGAAAAAAAGUAUAAAUACUAUUAGGGUUUUUGAAUUGGCCACCGUCCGAGUGAAUGACUCAGAAAGAAAGUUUACAAACUCUUUACGGUGGCCCAUUCACAUUAUCAACUCCGGUUGACUUUUGAUUACCAACUCAUGAAUUUUAAAGCGAUCUUCGCAGGUAUAAACACUACUUAAGCAGUAGAUAAAAAGCAACUCUUCUUAUAUUCCCCACCGAUACAGCAGAACAAGGUCUUUAAAAAAACUUAUUCCCUUUCUUCUUUUACUUUUUAGUUUGGGGAAUACUAGGUAUCAGGUGUCUUAUCGAGACAGUGAACCUGGAAAUACCAGAGACAUUACAAGUCCUUUUUAUGGCCAUAGCAUUUACACCCGCCGUACAACAACGAAUAUGUACCUGCCUGGUCGUCGCGACAAUGCUUCAGUGAUUGGUGUAGACGGAAAACCAGUUAAGGUACUGUUACAAAAGUAACCAUACUCACUCAUCUUCCAUGCACACUAUCCUAUCAUGCAUUGAUCAGUUAUAACCAAUCAGUCAAUCAAUCAUAUAUCUAUACAUCCAUAUACCUAUUUAUCUAUAUAUCUGUGUGUCUAUCAAUCUAUAGAUCUAUCUUUCUAUCCAAAAGACCCAUCUAUCUAUCUAUCUAUAAAUCUUUUAAUCUAUCAAUCUCUCAAUCUAUCAAUCUAUCCAUUUAUCAAUCUACCAUUCUAUCAAUCUAUCUAUCUAUCUAUUUAUUCAUUUAUUUAUCCAUCUAGCUAUCUAUCUACCCAUCCAUCCAUGAAUCCGUCCGUCCAAAAACUCAUUGAUCCAUUCCAAUAUCACUCGCUCGACUGUUUGCCUAUUCGUUCUUACGCUCAUCCAUUCCUUUUAUCAUUACCUAAGUCGGCUUCCUUUCAAAUUUUAAUCGACAUCCGAUGAUUUAUCCUCCUUCCUUUAUUUCAGUAGACGACCUUGAUUUCAGUCCGCUUGUUGUUCCAUAUUUACCAAAGUUACCAGCCUUGCUCGAUUUUCUUUGAAGAAGCUGUUGGGGUAACGUGGGUAACGUGGCUGCCUUUUUUCGCACCAAUUAAAAUUGCGAGUAUAUAAUAUAUUUUUGUUUUAUCACAGAAUAUGGCUUAUGAAAACCAAGCAGCUGCUAUGGAAAUUGAAGGAAAGAGCUUCAGAGACUCUCCCCCAGCAGAAAAAGGCCAGAAGGACUCCAUGAUGAGCGAGAAAAGGAUUGGAGCGAUGGCAACUUUUGAGAAUGCUGCCUAUGGCAGUGUAGAGGAGAAACAGUCAAAGGAACAUACCUACGAAACCAUUCAUAACGUUAGCACCCAACGCUAUGCUACUACUCGUCUUUCGUUCCCAAAGAAAGUCACUUCAGAUCUGUAAAGGAAAACCGAAACACUAGUUAGGGAAAUAAAGUUUUCGUCAAGGAGCCGCUUUAGUUUAGAGGGUUGUAAAAAGUAAGCUCAUCCUAAAUUUCUUCGAAGAAAAAUGUAUAAAAUGAUGCAUUCCAAUAUUAGGUCAUGAUGAUUUUGUGUUCUGAUACUGAGCUUGUAUCAAAGAUGUUCACCUGGAGAGCAAGUUGGCGUUUUAAGUAUGAAUUGUCUGAUUGUAUAUAACUUUAACAAAUACUCUAGAAACACCUAUCU
Messenger RNA from Pocillopora meandrina, 4749 nucleotides. NCBI's taxonomy places the organism in Eukaryota, Metazoa, Cnidaria, Anthozoa, Scleractinia, Pocilloporidae. The record is from the annotation of a GenBank genome assembly.